Phytophthora sojae is the source of this 6777-nucleotide messenger RNA. RefSeq lists its product as hypothetical. The transcript has a single exon. Gene Ontology annotation, cellular component: transcription regulator complex; histone acetyltransferase complex. The record is from RefSeq and is a predicted model, not a curated record. Lineage: Eukaryota; Oomycota; Peronosporomycetes; Peronosporales; Peronosporaceae. Gene Ontology annotation, biological process: positive regulation of transcription by RNA polymerase II. Gene Ontology annotation, molecular function: histone acetyltransferase activity; chromatin DNA binding; protein binding. The coding region runs from base 1 to 6777 and encodes 2258 amino acids.
AUGGACUCCUCGCACGCAUUUGUGGGGGACUUUGGCAUGAACAUGAACGGCGACAACCGGUUCAUGAACCAGUUCAAUCUAGGCGGCGGCGGAGGCAACGUGAACGCCGGCGGAAUGGGCGGCAUGGACCUGUCCAGCGGGCUGGACUUCAGCGGCGGCAUGAACCUCAUGUCGGACUCGUCGCUCAUGCUUGGCGGCAACUCGGGCGCAUCCUCCGCGGGGCUCAUUGACUUCCCGGACGAGCUCAACUCGCCCACGACGGCGGCGAGCAGCGGCCCGAGCAGCAGCAGUAGCAGCAUGAUGGUGGAUACGUCGUCGGCCAUGAUGACCGCGUCGUCGGCGCCCAUGCCCUCGACGGCGGACGCCAUCCCGUUCCCGGCAUCGCUGGCUGCAGAGCCGCUUUCGAACAACAGCACGACCGCUUCGUCGUCUGGGGGACUGGACGUGAUGAACUUCAUGAACUCGACAACGACCAGCAGCGCCAUGGGGAACAACAACAGCAACAACAACACUGCUACUGCUGCUGGCAACGGCAUGGGCUUGGACAUGAACUCGAUGAGCAUGAACAUGGGGAUGAAUAACAUGGGCAUGGGCAUGGGGAUGAACAGCAUGGGCAUGGAUAUGAGCGGCAACAGCUUCGGCAUGAACGACGCCAGCCAGAUGAUGUUCAACAACAUGCAGCAGCAGAUGAACAUGAUGAACCCGCAGGGAUCCUACUACAUGCCGCAGCAGAUGCAGCAGCAGCACUACAUGCAGAUGAUGCACCAGCAGCGACUCAACUUGCAGCGUCAGCAACAACAGCAACAACAACAGCAGCAGAAGGCAUUGCUCGAGCGUCAGCGCUUGGCCCAGCAGCAACAGGCGCAGAAGAACAACACUACUCAGCAGGCGCAGCAGCAACAAGCAGCUCAGCAACAGGCCGCGCAGCAGAAGCAGCAGCAGCAGCAAAUGCUCGCAGCAGGACAGAUGCCGCCUCAAAUGGGUGCGCAGAGACAACUGAGCGGAGGCAACCCAACUAUGAAUGCCAACGCGAACGCGAAUGCUGCUCGGACGCAAGCUCAAGCUUCAAGCCAGAACACCGGAUCUGCUGCAGGCGGAACGCGACCUACGUGGCAGUCGUCUGCUGACCAAGCUUUGCGCAAAGAGAUGCUGAACCACAUAAUGCGCGUACUUCAGAACCAGCGGUCGAACGCACCAGCGAAUUGGCUGCAGAAGCUGCCAGAGAUGGCACACCGCCUUGAAGAUGAGUGCUACCGAAUUGCCGCGUCCCGUGAGGAAUACGCCAACACGAGCACGCUCCAGUCGCGAUUGCGUAGCAUCGUGCGUAGCGCGCAGACCCACCAGCGCAGUAUCGGAGCUAAUGCUAUGCGGCAGCCUGGUGCUCCGAAUCAUGCCCCCGCUGGGACUCCAGGACAAGCAAGCACCGCGUCGACUGGAGCACCGAUUCCAUUUCCCGGUGCUCAAGCCGUUGCUGCUGCAGUGAACGGGGCUAGCACCGAUUCGAAAAAUCUGGCCGCUCAAGCGAUUCAAAUGCCACCCGAGCUUCAGGACCCGCCUUUGCAGGUGAAUACUCCGGUGAAGACCGAGACGGCCCAAGCGCAGUCAAGGAUGCAGUCAACACCUUCGAUGACGCCUUCGAUGAUGAAUUCAACUGUGACGGAUCGUUCUUCCAUGAGUGGCACACCUCUCGCUGGGCAGAAUGGAGUCCAAGGCACUCCGGUUGCUGGCGCCAAUGCGAGUGGGAGCGCAGCAAAUUCGCCUGCUUCGGCUGCGCGUAAUAAGUCGGCCCAGAUUAUUUGGCAAUUUAAGGCUCGCGCGCAGGAAGUAACAUCAGCGUUGGACCCGAGCCAGACCACGGAGUACCACAACAAGUUGCGCCUCAUGGUCCGAGACGAUGUAAAAACUGCCGGAUCCAAGGAAGUGUUGCAACGCCAGCAACAGCGAUUAUUGUUGCUGCGGCACGCUAUGUGGUGCAAGUCACCCGAGGGCACGUGCACGACUACCCCGAGCUGUGGCGAGAUGAAGCGUCUCUGGGCCCAUAUGGGUGUGUGUCGACAGACAAAUGCGUGCUCCUACAGUCACUGCAUUUCGUCGAAGUACGUGUUGUCGCACUUCCAGCAGUGCACGAAUGCCAAGUGUCUCGUGUGCCAGGUGGUCCGAUAUCCUGUCGAAGUGAAGGAAAAGAGUGGUGCUCUGAUGCUGGACGCAGACCGCGCGCUCCAGCAAAUUAUUGCGGCGAGUCAGCGGCGGCAGCGCAUGAUUGCGAUGAAGAAGCAACAGGAAAUGCAACAGCAGCAAAUGCAACAGACUCAGUCCCAGCCUCAGCCGCAGCCUCAGCAGCCGCAACCGAUGCCGUUGGCCAUGCCCGCGCACUUGCAGCAGCCCCAGAACAACGGAAAUGCUGGGGCAAUGAGCUACCAGCAACCGCAGCAGAACGCUGGACAAACUGCUAAUCAUCUCACUCCGAUGGGCGCCAAUAUGAACUCAAUGGGAAUGACGAUGCCGAACCGUUCUGCCUCGAUGCCGACACCUCAAGCUAGCCCUGCUGGUGUCGGGUCAAACGGUAUGAUGGGACAGCAAGGAUCUGUGAAGGCGGAGAACACUCCGGGACAACCUACGAACCUUGUCCCUGAUGACCAGCGACAGCUUCAGCUCAUUAAGCAGAAACUGGCAGGGCGUUCUCUCGAGCAACUGACAGGGCAUUGCUUAAAGCUGGAGAAGUGGGUCGAAGAGAUUCGUGCUCGCAUGAACGCUAUUAUGAACGAGUGCCGGCAGCUGCUGCACCUGUCGAACUCGACACAAGACCCAAUGCAGAAAUCCCAGUACGAAGCUCAGGUUCAGGAGAAGCGCGUGAUGCUCAAGCAACUGGAUGCGAAGUUCAAGCAAUGCAGAAGUCAGCGGAACAUCGUGAAGCAUGUGAUUGACGAGCGAAAUGCCUCGACAGCAAUGUCUACGCUGAAUGGUAUGAUGCCGGCUCAGGUAAUUCCCAACGGUUCGGCAAGCGCGAUGCAGCCCAUUCCGAUGCCUGCUCAGAUGCAGCAGCUGAACCAGCCUCAGCACAUGCAAACUCCGACGGCUCCCGCCCCUGGAAUGCCAUCCAAGCCGUCCCCCGAUGACCUGUUGGGCGAGGAAGAUGUGGAUGUCCCCACAAAGGUUGAAGGCAAUCUUACUGUCGCGGGAAAACCUUUGGAAAUGCCGAUGGACCUGCAGGAUACAACCGCGACCCCCGUUUCAGUGGCGGCUCCAUUGGACACAUUAACGGCUCCGCAGCAACCCAUGAACAAUAAUGCGAUGGGCGGUCGGCCAGAGCUGACGAUGAACCACGCACAAGGGCAAAUGUAUGGCCAGAAUCAAGCACCAACGCAGCAAAACGGCAAGGCAGUUAAUUUGCAGAUGGGGUCAACAUCUUCCGGUGUCAUGAUUAAACAAGAAGCCCAGGCGAAACCUGAUGCGACGGGAACAGGAUCGGCGGCGACUUCUAAUCAAUCUGCUGCGCCGGCUGUGAAGGAAGAAGUGGCCAUCAACCCGCUUACGAUGAACAAUUCCAAGUUGAACGCGAUGAUGGUGGAGCAUCGUCGAAUGGAUGCUAGCUCCAACUUGCCUCUUCCAGCGGGUGCAGUCGGUACACCGAAAGCGUUAACAAGCGAUACGAACUCAACUGCGGCAGGUGCGGCCGCACCGGCACCGCCCGCUUCUUCAGAGGUGCCGAUGUCGGUGCUGAAUGAACUGAGUAAUGAGGACCUUGCUUCUCACAUCGACUCACUGGUGAAGUACUACAACGCCACAGUGUCUCCUGCGAAUCUGAAGAAAAAACUCGAAGUGAUUCUGAAGGGUAUGAUGGACCACAAAUUUGGAUGGGUGUUCAACACGCCGGUGGAUCCGGUGGCGCUCAAUAUUCCGAACUACUUUAAGAUUAUUCGAAAGCCGAUGGACCUGGGAACCGUGAAGAAGAAACUCGAAGCCGGUAUUUACAAGCACACGGAUGAAUUUGCUAAUGAGGUGCGCACUACGUUUGAGAACGCUAUGCAGUACAACAGCGAGGACCAGGACGUGUACAGUCUUGCGAAGGAUAUGCUAUCAGACUUCAACGGCGAAAUGCGCAAGGUUGCGGCUGAAAUUGAUGUGGAUGAAAAGGCGGCGCGUGCGAAGGAGAGCUCGUGUCGGCUCUGCGGUAUUGAGCGCAUGGUAUUUGAGCCUGCUGUGCUGUAUUGCAACGGCGAGUGCAAUAGCCGAAUUCGGCGGAACUGCUACUACUACACUUCGGCUGACAACAAAUACCACUGCUGUCACCAGUGCUUCGGCGGCCUGCCGGAUAGUAUUAAGCACAACGAAGGGCGCCAGUACAAGAAAAACGAGCUCGCGCGCAAGAAGAACGAUGAAGUUCACGAGGAGCCGUGGGUCCAGUGCGACAAAUGUGAGCGUUGGGUGCACCAGAUUUGCGCUCUUUUCAACGGCAAGAUCGACAGCGAGAAAAAGCCGCAACUGGUCAAGACCGAGAGCGGCCAAUCCAUUGAUAGCGGUGAUGCGGCUUCCUCGCCGUCGUCGUCUAAGCCAAAAUCCGCCGCAUCCACUACUACGACCACAACGGUUGUGAAGAGUUCAUCAUCAUCCGGAUCGAAGGGAACGGUGCAUUCCAUUACAACGUCGCCGGGCAGUGAGUUUUUGUGCCCCGAGUGUUUGCUGGAGCAUCGAAAGAGCGAGCCACAAAAAUAUAAAAUCGGGCGACACGCGUUCAGUGCGAAAGAUCUACAGCGCACGAAGCUGUCAGAUUUUCUCGAGCGCCGCAUCCAGCAGUCUCUAAAGGCCGAAAGGGAAGACGAGGCCAAGUGGACGCAGCGCGAUGUGAAGGACGUCGAAACUGCUGAGGGGCUCACUGUUCGUUUGGUUUCGAACAUUGAAAAGCAGCUGAUGGUGCGUGAUAAAAUGUUUCAGCGGUACAAGGACUCGCACAAGUAUACAUCCGAGCACCGAUUCAAGUCCAAGUGUAUCUGUAUGUUUCAAGAACUGGACGGCGUGUCAGUCUUACUGUUCGGCAUGUACGUUCACGAGUUCGACGAGCAAGAGGCAGAUUGCAAUUCGCGCCGCGUGUACAUUUCCUAUCUGGACUCGGUAAACUACUUCAAGCCGGCUCAUCUUCGCACGAAGGUGUACCACGAGCUGCUGAUCGCCUACUUCGACUUUGUCAAACAGCGCGGCUUCCACACAGCCCACCUUUGGGCUUGUCCGCCUCUGAAGGGUGACGACUACAUUUUGUACUGCCACCCCGAGUCGCAAAAGACGCCCAAGUCGGACCGUUUGCGCGCUUGGUAUGUAGAUAUGUUAGUCAAGGCUGAGGAAGAAGGAGUGGUGUGGCAAAUCACGAACAUGUACGACGACUACUGGCGAAACGACAACACUCCUUGCGCGCUGCCGUAUUGCGAGGGUGACUACUGGGUCGGCCUGGCCGAAGACUUGAUCGAGAAGUUAGACGCUGAGAAGCCGAAGAAGAUUGUGAACAAGAAGGGCUCCAAGUCACACAAGCGCAAGAACUCGGACACCAAGAAGGCGGCGAACAAGAAGUCCAAGUCGAAGAAGCCGAAGCGCCGAAAGACAGCAUCUGGCGGAGAGGCAUCGGGUGAUGAGGAUGAGGGCGACGAUGGACACGACGAGACUUCCGCGGUGAACACUCGUACGCUCACAGUGAAGUCGUUGGACACUCCUGACCGGAAACUGUCGGACCCACUCAUGCACAAGCUGGGCGAGGUGAUCGAGCCGAUGAAGGAUGACUUCCUGGUGGUGAAGCUGGUGCCGUGCUGUCGCGUGUGUAACACGUCGGUGGUGCAGGGUGCGUUGUGGCUCGAUCACAGCGUGAAAACGGAGCAUGGUCUGAAUCCGAAGGUGGUGCAGACUGCGCUGUGCGAUAUGUGCUACCAGAAACUGAAGGUUGUGUCGGUCGCAGGUUCAUCUGCAGCCCACCACCGCUUGCAGACGCGGCUGAAUGCUUUGGCCAAGGAGACUGUGGCGCUGCCAGAGCGCUGCACGGAUCCGGACGAGAUUAACGACAGCGAGUUUUUUGACACGCGACAGGCCUUUUUGAGUCUGUGCCAGGGCAACCACUACCAGUUCGACGAGCUCCGGCGCGCCAAGCACUCUUCUAUGAUGGCGUUGUAUCACCUGGGCAACCCGAAUCCGAACGCGUACGUUUAUGAGUGCAAUGCGUGCACGCGUGACAUUGUCGAGGGCAACCGCUGGCAUUGUCACACUUGCCCCGACUUCGACGUGUGCGACGCCUGCUACGCGAAGGAGAAGCACGAGCACCCGCUGGAGAAGGUACCGACUGGCAGCUCAGCACCGGCGAUGCCGACCAAACCCACAGUUACAGCAGAGCAGCGACGGCUUCGCGAACAGCGUGCCAAGAACGUGCGCUUACACAUGCAGCUGCUGGUUCACUCGAGCUCGUGUGCGGACGGCAACUGUGGCUCUUCCAACUGCGAGAAGAUGAAGGAGUUGAUGCGGCACGGAGCGCAGUGCAAGCAGCGGGCGUACGGCGGCUGCACGAUCUGUCGGCGCGUAUGGGCGCUUCUACAGUUGCACGCGCGGCAGUGCCGCCAAUAUGAGUGCAAGGUGCCGCGCUGCCACGAUCUGCGCGAGCACGUCCGCAAGCUGCAGCUCCAGCAACAGCUCAUGGACGACCGACGCCGCGCUGCAGUUACCCAGCAAUACCGGCAAAUGCAGAACGAGCGGCAGCAGGAGCAGCAGAAUCAAGCGCAGGGCGACGAGCCCAUGCCGCAGGCAUGA